GAGUCCAUCGCUUUCCCUCUCUCUUUUCAUCUCCAACAGAGACUUAGAGAGACAGACACACACACACAAAUAUGACAGUGAAGGAGAUUCACUGAAACAAGCGAUGGCAUUUUCUCCUCCUUAUUCUGAUCACUAUGUCCUCCGCCGCGUCGUUGAUAGGUGUUUCUUCGGAAACAGACGUCGGAGCGUUCGACUACGGUGAAGCAUUGUCUAAAAGCUUACUCUACUUCGAAGCUCAGAGAUCAGGUCGACUUCCGUACAACCAGCGCGUGACUUGGCGUGAUCACUCUGGUCUCACUGAUGGUCUCGAGCAAGGGGUGGAUUUAGUGGGAGGAUAUCACGACGCCGGAGACCAUGUUAAAUUCGGACUUCCGAUGGCUUUCACGGUGACUAUGUUGCCGUGGAGUGUAAUAGAGUACGGUGACUCACUCGCUUCAACCGGCGAGUUAUCUCACGCACUUGAAGCUAUCAAAUGGGGAACCGAUUACUUCAUCAAGGCACACACAAGUCCAAAUGUUCUAUGGGCUGAAGUAGGCGACGGUGACACUGAUCGCUACUGUUGGCAAAGACCGGAGGACAUGACAACUUCACGGCGAGCUUUCAAGAUCGACGAGAAUAAUCCGGGAUCAGAUCUCGCCAGAGAAACCGCCGCGGCUAUGGCUGCAGCUUCUAUCGUUUUCCGCACAACAAACCCACAUUACUCUCACCUUCUCUUGCACCAUGCCCAACAAUUAUUUGAGUUUGGAGACAAGUACAGAGGAAAAUACGAUGAGAGUCUAAGAGUUGUUAAAAGUUAUUAUGCCUCAGUGAGUGGUUACAUGGACGAGCUUUUAUGGGGUGCAACGUGGCUUUCUCGAGCCACCGACAAUGAUCAUUAUAUUAGUUAUGUGGUUGACAUGGCUCACCAACUAGGUGGCCUUUCUUGGGCUAUGUCCGAGUUUAGCUGGGACGUAAAGUUCGCUGGCGUUCAACUCCUCGCUUCCAUGGAUAUUCCGAUCAUCUACGAAAAUCAAACUCCAAUCUGGAGUGUCAUGAAGGAACUGUGACUCCUGAUGAGAUGAUCGUGUUUGCGAAAUCCCAAAUAGAUUACAUUUUAGGAACAAACCCGAUGAAAACAAGUUAUCUUGUCGGAUACGGUCCGAAAUACCCGACUAGGGUUCAUCAUAGAGGUGCAUCGAUCGCUUCUGAUAAAGAAUACAAGGGAUUCAUUGGAUGCACUCAAGGAUAUGAUUAUUGGUACGGACGGUCCGAGCCAAAUUCAAACCGAGGCUUGCACGUAUAAUACUGCCCCUUUGGUUGGUGUUUUUGCGAGACUUAUAGAGCUUGAAGAGCAAAAACUUGAAGAAGAAGAUGUGAGUUUGGUUGCAACUUACAAGAGAUAGGUUUUAAAAUACAAAAAAUGGUUUUAUUUGCACCCAUUUAUUAUAAUACUUGUGGU
Brassica oleracea var. oleracea is the source of this 1438-nucleotide messenger RNA. RefSeq names its product endoglucanase 11-like. The transcript has 5 exons. Gene Ontology annotation, biological process: carbohydrate metabolic process. Gene Ontology annotation, molecular function: hydrolase activity, hydrolyzing O-glycosyl compounds. The record is from RefSeq and is a predicted model, not a curated record. NCBI's taxonomy places the organism in Eukaryota, Viridiplantae, Streptophyta, Magnoliopsida, Brassicales, Brassicaceae. The coding region runs from base 135 to 1046 and encodes 303 amino acids.